Notechis scutatus (mainland tiger snake) is the source of this 904-nucleotide messenger RNA. The record is from RefSeq and is a predicted model, not a curated record. Lineage: Eukaryota; Metazoa; Chordata; Lepidosauria; Squamata; Elapidae.
GUAACGUUUGGGGAAUAUGGAGCCACACGGGUGCGUCCACAGCCCGGCGAGCUAUGCUGGGAGAGAAGCGCCUAGCAAGCCGCACAAGAACGCUUACGCCCGCCUCGUGCAGAAGCACCACAGCGGACGCUUCCGUUCCUACCUGAACCACAUCGCCCAGAAGCUGCAGCUGGAGGAGAACCUCUUACAGGACGAUUUGGACCCCGAGUUGGAGGCGUCUCCAAAACGGGCGCCCGCCAGAGAAGCCCCAGUGAAGAAUGGGAUGAAACCAGCCACGGCUCCGCCGGUGGGAUCCUUGCAAUCCAUUCAACCGGACCUCAGGAGCUUCGAGGGCCUGCGUAACAGCAAAAAGGGCAGUUUGGUCAACAGGCAGCAACAGCCCCAUCCGGGAGAUCCUGGUGUCGGGAAGAGGGAGGAGGAAGAGGAGGAGGAGGAGGAGGAGAAAAAAGAGGCAGGUGCAGAAGAUGAGGUCCCUUCUACUCGGCCCGGAGGUCCAUUCGGGUUCUUGAAAACCAGGCCCGUCCCAGGCGGGCAGGAGGCAUUGUCCAGACUGGUGGUUCCACUGCAGAAGGCCUCCACCUCGAACAAGGAGGAGCUCUGGAGAAGUAAGGGCAGCGGCAGCCCUUCGAUGCCCGUGGAUGGAACCGGGGUCUUUCCGCCCGCAGGACAACUGAGUGUGGAGCUGCCUUUGGCGAGCGCUGGCUUCUUAUUGCCUCGGCAGAUGUACGACAAGCGAGGUUCGGUCAGGCCCAGAAACAACUCUGAAUCAACCCGUGGGCCCCCAAAUGUGGACAGGAGACGACAACUUUCUGAGUCCCAGGCUGUCACCGUGAGCAGCUCGGAUUGCAGGAUGAACCUCCGACCCCAAGGAACUCCUAAAGGUAGGAUCCAUGCAGCACAAUAG